ACCGUAAAAAUAUGUACACGGCGUUGGUGUACGUGGCCAACUAUAAAAGAAAUUCCCACUUCACUUCAAGUCUUUGCGUUUCAUACUUCGAUGGUAUGGUGGCGCUCGUGAUCCACCGGGGGGAGGGUGUAACCAGGAUGGAAGAGCCGAAGACGAGUGAUUCAGCGGCCAUGUUUAGACCGGAGUUGAGCAAACAGUUUGUUUCCGAAGAUCCCGGGUUUUAUACUGAAUAAGGUACUCUGACUCAGUCUGAGUGAGUUUGCAAACUUUUGCUACAACCCCAGGAAGCUGUGCCUUUCCUGAAGCCACCAUGGACCCUUACGACCAGGCUCGCCUUAGGAAAAACCACACCAAACUCAUGGACAAUAUAGAGGCCCCUCACCUCGUCAACUACCUUUACGAAAAGGAGGUCCUCUCAAUAGAUGACAUAGAAAGAAUAGAAGCCAAAGCAACAACUAGGGACAAGAACUUUCAACUUCUUACCAUGCUGCCAAGGAGAGGGGAGGAUGCUUACGGACAUUUUGUUGCUGCCAUGAAGGAUCAGAAAGUGAGUGUUUAUGAUGAGGUGGUUGAACUCUUGGAGAAGACAGACAUGAGUGACGUGGACCCGAAAAAGUUUUCAUCGUCAUCAUCAUCACAAGGAGGAGCAUCAGGAGUCACCACUUUUAGUCGGAGUACGGCAAACUCGAUGCAGAUAUCGAACACGUCGAUAGUCCACGGCUCUGGAAACAUUGUCAUCAACACAGGGUCGGGGUGUACCAUCAACAGAUACACCAACACUCCCCCAGCCAGACCAGCGGGCAGGGGGGCUAUCAAGAAACCUCCAGAAAAACGAAAAUAGUCACAUCAAUGCAUGUUCAGACCUACAUUAAGCAGAAUCA
Molecule: messenger RNA, 881 nt
Organism: Branchiostoma belcheri (Belcher's lancelet)
Lineage: Eukaryota; Metazoa; Chordata; Leptocardii; Amphioxiformes; Branchiostomatidae
Exons: 3
Coding region: 311-841 (176 amino acids)
Biological process (GO): regulation of apoptotic process
Molecular function (GO): death domain binding; protease binding
Source: RefSeq, a predicted model, not a curated record